This is a messenger RNA of Acanthosepion pharaonis, 1131 nucleotides long. The record is from the annotation of a GenBank genome assembly. NCBI's taxonomy places the organism in Eukaryota, Metazoa, Mollusca, Cephalopoda, Sepiida, Sepiidae.
AUGUCAUCUUUAUUGAGAGCAUUAGGACCCAAAGGACUAUACUGCCGAAAUUUUAUAACUCCUGCCCACCAACAAGUUCGGCAUCGUUCUAGAUUACCAAUGAAUACUGUCCUAUUAUUUGUACCACAACAAGAAGCUUGGAUUAUAGAACGAUUUGGCAAAUAUCAUCGAAUCCUACAACCAGGGUUAAAUUUGAUUCUUCCAGUCGUAGAUGCCAUUAAAUAUGUCCAGAGUCUUAAAGAAAUUGCUAUUGAUAUUCCACAACAGAGUGCUAUUACAAUUGAUAAUGUAACCUUGCAGAUUGAUGGUGUUCUUUACCUACGGGUCAUUGAUGCUUAUAAAGCAAGUUAUGGUGUAGAAGAUGCUGAAUAUGCGAUUACACAAUUAGCACAGACCACAAUGAGAUCUGAGAUUGGUAAGAUUAGUCUUGAUACAGUGUUCAGAGAAAGGGAGUUACUGAAUUUUGCAAUUGUUGAAGCUAUUAACAAAGCUGCAGAAGCUUGGGGUAUUGACUGCUUGAGAUAUGAAAUCAGGGACAUGAAAUUGCCUAAUCGUGUCCAAGAAGCGAUGCAAAUGCAGGUUGAAGCAGAAAGAAAAAAACGAGCUGCCAUAUUAGAAUCAGAAGGAGUGCGAGAAGCAGAAAUCAACGUAGCAGAAGGAAAGAAACAGUCCAUCAUUCUUGCAUCAGAAGCUAAUAAGCAAGAACAAAUUAAUGGAGCAGCAGGAGAGGCAAAUGCUAUUGUUGCUAAAGCAAAGGCUAAAGCAGAAUCUAUUCGGUUGUUAGCAGAAUCGAUUGGGGAAGAGAAUGGUACUAAUGCAGUUGGAAUGAAAAUUGCAGAGCAGUAUGUGGCUGCAUUUAACAAUUUGGCUCAAAAAGGAAAUACUGUGAUAAUUCCUUCUACUACAAAUGAUGUGUCCAGUAUGGUAGCACAAGCUAUGACUAUAUACAAGAAUCUUAGUUCAGAACCUGCACCUUCUUCAGAAGAAUCAAAUGCAUCUGCAGGACGUUUUUACAAAGACCCCAACUUUCCAGUUUUAAGCUUGUUACAGAAUCUCUUUUCCUUAUUAAAAAUAUUAGGAGGCCCAGGUUGGGACAUAUUCAUAUGGAAUUAUGUGUUUACUAUGAAUUAA